UACACCAAAUGCAAUAACAUCAAAAACAAAAAAUGUACAUUUUUAAAAGAAUUUCUGUGCAAAACAAGAACAUUAACACACAUCUAAUAUAAACAUUUGUAUGGUGUGCCUGUAAGGCUGUGUUGCUGUGUCCUUUCGGGUUGGUUCGUGUUCUUUCGGCAAUUUCCGGUGUUAUCUCCUUCAGACUUGAUGAAAAUACAAAGAACGGGAAGCCCUCCUCUCUCCGUAUUAACUGAGUCGAGUCCUUUGUGGUUACCUGAAUUUUUUGAGAACAUUUUAAAGAUUACCUGUAAAAAGUUCCGUUUGCGGAGAUUUCUGUCUGCUCCGUACAGGGCUCGGGUGAGGUCGGACCCACUCUGCCCGACGUCCUUUCUCGGUGACUUUCGGCUCUUGUCGUUCGAGGUAGGAAUGGACGAAGCGGACUCGGCCACGAAAGCGCUCGGGCUGGAUGAACCGCCCAUCGGCGAGCCGCCGGUGGAGGGAGUGGGCUCGGAUACCGAGUCGGAGGCCGAAGUUACCACGAUGGCUGUGAUGGCGGAACCGGGAAACAUCGGCUUAGGAGCCGAGUCCCUACCGAACCCAGACGAGGCCGAGGCUGCUUUUGCAGAUGUGACGGCAGUUACAGUGGGAGGCGUUCAUGCGACAGAGGACAAUGUUUUCACCACAACAGUCGCCACAUCUGGGAGUCUCCCUGAACACGUGCUGAGCGGUAGGACCACUCUCCAGCUGGGUGAAGGUCUCAGUACCCAGAAGGCUACUCUGAUUGUGGUUCACACUGACGGCAGCAUCGUGGAAGCAGCUGGCCUCAAGUCCACUGCCACCAUCACAUCAGGUCCACAGACUCCACCCACUCCUCUGACUCCACCCCAGGACAAAGACUCCUGCUCCAAGUACAACUGGGAUCCCUCAGUUUACAACAAUGAACUGCCUGUACGCUGCAGGAAUACCAGCGGACUUCUGUACAAAAACAGACUGGGAUCAGGGGGCAAAGGUCGCUGCAUCAAACACAACCAGCAGUGGUACACUCCCACUGAGUUUGAAGGUCUCGCAGGGCGAGCAAGCAGCAAAGACUGGAAGAGGAGCAUCAGAUAUGCUGGCAGACCUCUGCUCUGCCUCAUACAGGAGCGUAUCUUGAACCCCCAUGCUGCCUCCUGUACCUGUGCAGCCUGCUGUGAUGACCUGAUAGCGUGUCCGAAGGAGGGAGACUCUCUGGGAGAAGAAAAUAUCAGCAUGACCGGCCCCGUACGCCUCUUUGUCCCGUACAAGAGACGAAAGAAGGACACUGAGCCUGUGAUCAUUCCUGCCAAGAAGGAACUUCCUGCUACGAAGAACAUUACAUUGACUCCAGGAACCACAUUCACAGUGUCCCCAUCUGGGCAGUUCACUACUUCUGGGACCUUGACCUUUGACCGCACGCCAACAGGUGACGCUGCUGCUGCCAUCAUCUCAGAGGGCUCGGCACAGAGCGAGGUGUUUGCCAGCACUGCAGUGCUAACGGCAUUGCCAGCGUUAGCUGUUGCUCAUCAGCCAGUUCAGGCCAAAGUCGCAGUGGCAACUGCAGCGGCGUCUCCAUCGGCAGGGCUUGUGGCUGGGCUUGAUGUGGGGCCUAUUGGGGGAGCAGAGCCAAUAGUGAGCGAGGGGCAGAAGAACACUUGGAUAUACCUGGAGGAGAUGGCCAACACACUGCUGAACAAUGUCCAGCAGCUCAAGGCUCUGAUCGAACAGGCCAAAAACUCUGCAGGGGACCCUGUAGGGGUCAAAAGUAAUGGCGGCAGGAAGGAGUGUGGUCUUACCCAGCCGUUUCAGAACCAGAUCUCAUUUCAGCAGCCAGAUGACUCUGAAGCUAAGAGGGGCACUGAAAUCACUGAGAUCAUCAUCAAUCAGAUGUGCGUGAACUGUGGCCGGGUGGCGAUGAGUGAGUGCACGGGCUGUCACAAAGUCAACUACUGCUCCACAUUUUGCCAGAGGAAGGACUGGAAGGACCAUCAACACACCUGCUCUCAGUCAGCAGGGGGCAUGGCUGUCCAGCAGGAAGAGCCGAUCACAGCCAUUGACAUGGACAAAGUGAAGUGAAGGUGUAGCAGUUUAGGAAAAAGCGUGUGCAUUGUUUCAGUGAGGUUAACAGCUGCUGCAGACUGAAUGACCUAAACUGGGAGAAGAGGAGGGAUUUUAAACACACCUGCUUGAAAAUAGCAGUAUUUAGAGACUUUAGUGUGAAGGUUUUUUCUCAGGCUGACAUGUAAAAAAAAGGUCACUGAUGGAGUGAGAGCUGAAGUUAGACUAGACUGACUUAGCAUUUAUGAAAAGUAUUAAGGAGUGUUAUUUCAGCAGUAUCCAAUGAAGUGGUGGUUCUAACUAAUAUUUUCAUCAUAAAUUUAUCUUGUCCCUAAUUCUAUCAUAUUUUAGCGACUUUAUUACAUUGUGUCAUCAGUUGUCAUAUGGUCUAUAUCUUCCGUCAGCCACUGUUACCUCUCCGCUGUUGCCAUUUUACCUCGUUUACCUCAUUAUUUUCUAAAAACAGUCCUGAUUAAAGAGGACAUCUUCUUUUUUGUUAUUUAUGCAUGAGCACAGUGGCCACAUUUUGGGUUCAGUGUAUGUACAAGUGAGCCAAAAGUUCAGACUUCAAAGUGCUAAUAUGGUCAUCUCAGGAAAUCAGCUUUGGCUGCAACCUGCUAUUGAAUCCUUCUGUUUGAAAGGGAGAGCCAAUUAGAAGAAAGUUGGUCAAUCUUUUGACGUCUAUAUUUUGAUGAUGAAAAGCAAGCCAAUUAUUUUUAGAGUUAAAUAACAAUGUGUUUUGGGGGAAAUUUUUCAGUUGUUUUUUGUUUGUUUUUUUUUAUAUUUUUCAAAUUGAACUUUUUUGUCUCCUCAUGCAAAAACUUUGCAGAACAUUUUUCAGCAGACAGAAAUGACAUAUUUUGAUAUUGAAGAAUCGGGGUUGGUUAUCACUGAUGAGGAUUUAGAGAAUUUAAAGUUGAGGAGCUAUCUUUAAUUCAGGAUGAUGAAGUGACUUGAACAUGAAACAAACAAAACUGCUUUCCUGAAUGUUUUAAUUUUUUCUGGCAAAAACUAUGUAUGUAAAUUAUUAUUUUCUUACAUUUGUAUAUGUGUGUUAUUCUGUUGCUAUAGAGCCCUUGAAGUCCAGAAAGAAUGUACAGGUAUUAUAAGCAAUUGUAAAUAUAAAGGUAAAGAUCUUUUUUCUUUGUGUUUCACUGAUUAAUAAAAAAAAUAG
Molecule: messenger RNA, 3229 nt
Organism: Pelmatolapia mariae (spotted tilapia)
Lineage: Eukaryota; Metazoa; Chordata; Actinopteri; Cichliformes; Cichlidae
Gene: deaf1
Product: DEAF1 transcription factor
Exons: 13
Coding region: 190-2073 (627 amino acids)
Biological process (GO): regulation of transcription by RNA polymerase II
Cellular component (GO): nucleus
Molecular function (GO): DNA binding; DNA-binding transcription factor activity, RNA polymerase II-specific
Source: RefSeq, a predicted model, not a curated record